AUGUCUAACUGGGGCGCAACCAACACAGAAAAUGAAACAUUCCAAUACUGCUUUCCGAACAACAAUUUGUCUUGUACCAAAAAUGUAAAACCUGGAUUCGAGUACAUUAUUGUAUACAUAUUCAUUUCUACAAUAUCAGUGUUCACUGUGUUUCUGAACUUGCUGGUGAUCAUCUCCAUCUCUCACUUCAAGCAGCUUCACACUCCAACCAAUGUGCUGAUCUUUUCUCUGGCAGUGGCUGAUCUGAUUGUGGGACUGAUUCUUAUGCCAGUACAGGGUAUCAAAUUGAUUGAGCCGUGCUGGUUCUUUGGAGAAAUAUUUUGCUCGAUAUUUCCUUUUAUUUUCUAUGUGGUUGUAACAGCAUCUCUUGGUAAUUUGAUUAUUAUAUCUGUGGAUCGUUACAUUGCUGUGAAUGACCCUUUGCGAUAUGCAUCAAGGGUAAAUAUUAACAGAGCAGUUUUUUCUAUUGUUGCAAACUGGGUAUUUUCCUUCGUAUAUUCUCUUUUUAUUUUGUAUGAUUCUCUACUGUAUCCAGAGAAAAAUUAUACAUGUAUUGGAGAAUGUAUACUUGUUAUUAAGUUGGGAUAUAUCAUAACAGAUGUCUUAGUUACUUUAGUGACACCUUGUUGUUUAAUCAUUACUUUAUAUCUGAAAAUCUGUAUCGUAGCAAAAAAACAAGCAAAGCAUAUAAAUUCACUCACAGACAAAAAGGCCAAGUCAGAAAAAAAGGCUGCAAGAACCUUAGGUAUUAUUGUAAUGGUUUAUCUUCUUUGUUGGAUACCAUAUUAUAUAGCUGCUCUUACUGUUGGUCAAGACACAGGUGACUCCUUUGUAAUUAAUAUAAUGUAUUGGAUUUUAUGCAUGAAUUCAUGCAUGAAUCCACUUAUUUAUGCAAUGUUUUAUAAAUGGUUUCGAAUAUCAGCAAAAUACAUUUUGACUCUGAAAAUAUUCAAACCUUCAUCAGAAUACUUCAACCUAUUCAUGGAAGAGAAAUGA
Messenger RNA from Rhinichthys klamathensis goyatoka, 996 nucleotides. Its product is annotated as trace amine-associated receptor 13c. NCBI's taxonomy places the organism in Eukaryota, Metazoa, Chordata, Actinopteri, Cypriniformes, Leuciscidae. Gene Ontology annotation, biological process: G protein-coupled receptor signaling pathway. The record is from RefSeq and is a predicted model, not a curated record. Gene Ontology annotation, molecular function: trace-amine receptor activity. Gene Ontology annotation, cellular component: membrane. The transcript has a single exon. Bases 1 to 996 code for a protein of 331 amino acids.